Molecule: messenger RNA, 1776 nt
Organism: Acytostelium subglobosum LB1
Lineage: Eukaryota; Evosea; Eumycetozoa; Acytosteliales; Acytosteliaceae
Exons: 1
Coding region: 1-1776 (591 amino acids)
Source: RefSeq, a predicted model, not a curated record
AUGAUCAGACAAGCAUUCGAGACGAGUAAGAUCGACAUGAUCAAGUACCUCCUACGCUUGAUCGUCACAACCACCUCGCUUCUAAUCGAGAGACCAGAUGAUGUUGCCGAGAUCGUCUACCGCACUCAAUCAAGCCAACUGAUUCGCGAGCUGAUCGAUCCAACCUUCAUCUCCAAGGAUAUGGCCGACCUGGUCAGAUACCACGCUCAUAACUAUGUAACAAACAUCCUGCUCACUGGCGAUGGAUUGCUCGUUGACGAGCUGCUGCCACUCCCCCAUGAUGGCGUCAGCAACUACAGGAUCACAGGCACUCGCCUCAUCCAAUCAAUUGCAAACUCAACGGCCAAUCAACAUUAUGAACAAAUACAAAGAUUGGUCAAGUACAACUUGAUUGCGCCAAACACCUUCCCAAACACGCUCUUUGAGCACGCCUACAAAGAGUCCAAAGAGCAAUGUCAAUCACUCAUGAGUUUCGUUGGCAGUGAUGAACCAGCAACCAUUAGUGAAGAGCAAAGAUUGUUAAUUACCAAAUUGUUGUAUGGUUGGACACUGUACUUUUACUUCCAGCCAAGCCAUGUCCGAGAUGUCAUCAAUGGAUAUAUAUCGACCGGCGACUGCACAUUGAUACCACUACUCAUUGAUCAGUUCAGGAAUGAGAAGAUCAUCAAUCAUAGUAUAAUAGAAUAUGGUACACUCACCCAGAUCAAGAUAGCCUAUCUAUACAUGGAUAGGCACCACAUUGCAGAGAGGUCAAGAUACUUUGCCGGAGGCUAUCAUUCACAGUUGUUCAUGACUGCCAGUAAUUCUGCCAACAAGUUGAAGAUUAUCAAGUAUCUCAAUGAGCUCAAUCAUGUCUUUGAGGUAUCUACUAGUGACAUUCAAUCAUUCGACGGAACGAUGGAGAUGCUUGAGUUCCUGGUGUCCAACACCAACAAGAUACUGCCCUUCAAACAAUUCUUUAUCUUGGACCACCGCGACAAUCUGAACCUUGUGAUAGAGAACAAGCCGAAGCUGAUACAUUUCCAAACUCAACUUUGCUUGGCCAUCAAGAUUGGAAAGCUCGAUGCCGUCCAGCGACUCGUCCAACUAUUCGAACCAGCUCCCGACUCACUGCCCAUCCAGCUCACUUACUCUGCUCGUCUUCGACUGCCUAUGUUCCAAUGGCUAAUUGAGUACUGUGCCUCAUCUCACUAUGCUCGAAAUUCCCUUCGCAUGCUCAUGGAAUGGGCAAUCAAGAAUGGCAACCUGGAGGCAAUCAAAUUCUUGUUCGCCAAUUAUGCAGUAGUUGUCGAUUGGCAGAUCCAGGCCAUCAAAGCCGAGGUCAGCGCUGAGAUGAUGGACACACUAUUCUGUCUAAAUCAGUGGAAGAUUGAUUGGAGAGCAUUCAAUGAACUAAACGGAGCUUGUCAAUUGAGCAAAGUGAUACGCACAAUCUUUGAAAGACCUGGAAACACAACAAUGUUGGACCGAGUGCUCAGAAACUUCUCGGAGAAGGACACGGAGCGUGUCAAGGCAUUCGCCAUACCAUUGUUCACAAAACACCUGGUCACCAAUAGUGAUGUCGUAAUGUUACAACACUUGGUUAACAUUGGAGCAAAGUUGAAUAUCAAAGGUGUUGCCUCGAUGAGUAUCUUUAAGUCAAAUGUACAAUUGCAAUCAAUCAUAGAAGAAUACAAAGAUCGAUUGGAGGUUGAGAAGAUGGAAAAAAAGAGAAAAGCACCAGACAAUGACAAAGAUAGUGUUUCAGUUUUGAAGGCUAGACUAAAAAUAAAGUGA